Molecule: messenger RNA, 1689 nt
Organism: Cyphellophora attinorum
Lineage: Eukaryota; Fungi; Ascomycota; Eurotiomycetes; Chaetothyriales; Cyphellophoraceae
Product: putative MFS-type transporter
Exons: 2
Coding region: 1-1689 (562 amino acids)
Biological process (GO): transmembrane transport
Molecular function (GO): transmembrane transporter activity
Source: RefSeq, a predicted model, not a curated record
AUGGAGAUGAACUAUAGCUCGAGAGAGCUGCGUGAGCUCGAAAAUGAGCUCGGCACGGAAAUCCUUCCUGGCACAGAAAUCAUGCGAGACACAGGCACGCACCACUUCGUCAAGACAGGUGAUAAGAACCAUCGAGUCCUUGUCCCACAGCCUAGCACGGAUAAAAACGAUCCACUCAACUGGAGCCUGAAAUGGAAAUUGAUUACUAUCAUCUCGGCCUCCAUAGUCACUUUCACGCAAGGAUUUGGCCCGCUUGCUUUGGCGCCCAUGUUUGAGGACUAUGUCAAAGAGUUCGACUGCACGCUGGCGCAGGCUGUACAAUUUACUGGUGUCCCGAUCUUGAUACUCGGCUUCAGCAACUUUCUUUGGGUGCCCAUUAGUACCUCUUUCGGCCGCCGUCCGGUCUACCUCGCCUCCCAAUUGAUCUGUCUCGCAUCAUGUAUCUGGCGCGCGAAAGCGACAACAUACAACUCUUUCAUGGGUGCUUGCGCACUGAAUGGAGUGGGAGCGGGCCCUGCUGAGACGAUUCAGCCUGCUGUCAUCGCGGAUAUUUUCUUCCUCCAUGAUCGUGGAAAGUGGAACACUUUGUACUGGGUGGUGUACAUGGGGUCUCUCAUGGUCGGCCCUAUUGUGUCUGGUCCGAUGGCCCUUACUGUCGGCUGGCGCAACUUUUGGUGGCUGAAUGUGGCAAUACUUGCAUUCAGCUUCCUCCUGGUUGUGUUUGGCUUUCCGGAGACUCGCUGGCAUCGUGUUCACCCAGGCGAAAAAACCGCCAGUCCAAGCUCCGUCAGCCCGCCAAACGAGAAGGUGGCUCCUAGUACACAGCCAGCAGUCGAGAAUAACGCUGACAAGUCGGCCGUCAGCGCUCAGGAGGACGUCUCUCAAGUCGAGCGCACUGCCUCGCUGACUCAAGUCCUCACCGUCGACGAUCCAUGGCUUGGUCGAGGUGGCCCGAAGAAACUACAAUGGGCACUCUUUCAGCCGAACGCUCAUCCUUUCAAGUCCAUCUUAAUGGAUCUGUGGAUCCCGUGGAAGCUGAUGUGCUUUCCGAUCGUACAAUUCGCAUCCUUCGUUGUCUCCUGGAGCUGUUCGUCAUUUUUGACUCUCAACCUCACGCAAACCCAGGCGUUUGCUCCACGAGGCUUCACUUCGCUUCAAAUAGGAUUCAUGAACUUUGCCAUCCUAAUCGGAGCAAUGAUCGGCCUCGCGACUGCAGGGCCGCUGAGUGAUUGGGUCAGCGACUACUUCACUCGACGCAACAAUGGCAUCCGUGAGCCGGAGAUGCGCCUCGCCGCCAUGAUCCCUUACGUGGUCAUUAUGUACCUCGGGAACAUCAUUGUCUCUGUUGGGUACGACAACAAGUGGCCUUGGGAGGCAAUCGUUGUCAUCGGCUUCACCUGUGCAGGCAUUCAGGUAGCGGCGCUGCCCAGCAUUGCGAGCACCUACGCUGUCGACAGUUAUAAGCCUGUGGCUGGGAGUUUGUUCGUCAGCAUCACGGUCAACAAGAAUGUAUGGGGAUAUGGCUUCAGCAAGUUCAUCACCAAUUGGGCUGAAGAGGACGGUUUCGUACCGCCGAUCAUGACCAACGCGAGCCUGAUCUUGUUGUGGUGCUUGUUUGGGAUUUUGUUCUGGUACAAGGGAAAGACCUUCAGGAGGUGGUCUAAGAACUCGAGCAUGCAUCUGCUUUGA